Lethenteron reissneri (Far Eastern brook lamprey) is the source of this 5318-nucleotide messenger RNA. Its product is annotated as mitochondrial fission regulator 1-like. Gene Ontology annotation, biological process: aerobic respiration; mitochondrial fission. NCBI's taxonomy places the organism in Eukaryota, Metazoa, Chordata, Hyperoartia, Petromyzontiformes, Petromyzontidae. Gene Ontology annotation, cellular component: mitochondrion. The record is from RefSeq and is a predicted model, not a curated record.
CAUGUUUGUACGGGAUAACUAGCAACGACGUCAAUGUUUAAUAGGCGACGGUUCCGGUUACGACUCUUGAUGGUAUAAUAUUCAUCUGAGAAAGCCACACUGAUAAGGAAAACGAGUAUUUUAUUGAGAUACACCAAUUGGGGUUUGGCUGUAGUGACGUCACCGGAUCGACACGCUCGGUCACGUGACGGGUUGUAGGCGGCGGCUUCCCUUACUCAAGAUGGCCGCCGUUAACUUGCGCUCCUAUAUUGUUUUUUUCUAAAUAUUAAACUGUUCUAGAAGUCACAGUAUAAUAUUAUGUGGUUUUAUUGAAAUGGGGAACCAUUUGAAGUUUCUUGAUAAAAAUUCGCUGAAAGUUAUUAUAAAUUUUACAACAGCGCUUUGGAUUGGUUCCCCGCCAGCAAUUGACACCGCGCCCCCAUUGGAGGAUUUGAAAAGAGCAGUUGGCCAAUGGCAGGCGGCGUUACACGGCGGUGGCGGGGUGUUCGAAGCCAUUGACUUCGAGUGCAGGGGCAGGUGAUGGGGAUCGAUUAUUGUAAAUAACCAUCGUCGUUAUUAAUCACAGCCAGCUGUGGUUGAAGGCUUCUUCACGUGGUGGGGAUCUUUGUCUCUUGAGUCGGUGUUGUCGAGGGGGACAGGAGAAGGCGGAGAGCGAUGAGACGACAUGGUGCUGCGUGCCAUCGAGAUUCUGCUCGACUACUUCGGUGAAGACGCUGACGAGCAGUGCAGCGUGGGUGUCGUCACCAGCGGGGGAAGCUCGCGGAGUCUCAUCCGAAGAAUCGGCUCCAAGAUCCAGGAUGCUCCGUUCCUUUCCUUUGUGUUCAGCGUUUUGCAGGGGAGGCCGUAUGGGAGGAGACGGAGCGUGGUGCGCUGGAUCGCAUCGCACUUGCCCAUCCCACGCUGGCUCUCCCCACACCUGCAGUUGCUGGCAGGAGAACAUCCCGGCGCUCCGUCCUGUGAAGCCAGCCCGAGUGUGCCCAGCUUCGCCGAAGUGAUAUACUUCCCCAUCGUGGAGGGGGUGGCCAACCGCUGCUGCAGCCGGGCGGAACUCCGCCUCAACGCCGGCACUUCCACGCCGCGCUCCGACACGCGCGGCAUGCGGGAGCUGCCGGGAAGCACGAGUCUCCGGGAGCGGAGGGACGGGACCGGCGACGGUGAUGGAGGAGCAGCAGGAGGAGGAGCAGGAGGAGGAGCAGAUGCCCUUGUGAAGAUCGCGACGCUGGAAGCCGAGUUGGCGCGUUUGCGAGCACAAAUCGCCGCCAUCGUCACGGCCCAGCCCGGAGCUGGGGGGACAGAUGCCACACAGGUUGCACCGGGCCCCACCGCUCCUCCUCCACCCCCGCCUCUGCCCCCACCCCCGUCGGCAUGCUCCGUCCUCGAGGGUGGGGCCGGCGCCCUGCAGCUGAUCCGCCGGCGCCGCGAGCAGCGUCUGCGCGGAGCGGGAGGGGGAGGGGCCGACGCCACCGGCAGCGAGAGCCAGGGAGGAGCCGCGGCGAGCAAGAAGGCCGUGCCCGACAUGAUGGACGUGCUGAGGAACCUGGGAGCGGUGAAGCUGCGCGUGGUGGAGAGGUCCCCGGGCGGGCGUCCCGUCCACUGGCCGUUGCGCGCCUGCAUCACCCCGCCGUCCGACCCGGCCGCCCUCAUCGCGCAGGCCCUGCGCAGGAAGUUCGCUCGCUGCCACGCGCCGCGCAGCCCCGAACCCGGCCUCUCCCCCAGCUCGCCACACGCGUUCAGCCCCGACGUGCCCAAGUUUGGCCGUCACCUCCUCAGGGUGACGGGCAGGAGCCUGACCGACCCCUACUACGAAGGCAUCUCCUCCUCAUCGUCCACCUCCUCAUCCUCGUCUCUGGGGUCACCUCUGUUCGUCCACUCUUGACCCCCGCCCAUGCGGGCGCUCCAACAUCACACGGCCGCCACCACCGCGUCAUCGCGAGAGCGCCGUCGCCGACGGAACGGACGCGCCGCAUUGCGGACUCUUCUGGUGGGCGAUCAAAACUGUUCCGCGUGUUGGGCCGGAAAGUAGCGCACAUGGGGGGGGGGGGGGGGGGGCGUCAAGGACACUUCCGCCCUCAACCCCCCGCAGGCGUGCGGGCGAUGGCGCCUCCACGCGCGACUGUGCGGUCCCAUUGUCCCCGGAUUGGAUUUUAGACUUUUUUCCCCAAAUCGAAUGCCUCGUCUCUGUGGUUUUAUUUGUUUGUGACGAAUGUAGCGGCCUCUGGUGGCCGCAGUGCGUGUGUGUGUGUGUGUGUGCGUGUGUGUGUGUGUGUGUGCGUGUGUGUGUGCGUGUGUGGCAAACCGAUUGCGAGCGUCGACGCGCGUUUCCGGAUCGCACGUCGCUCGUGACACGGUGCCCGCAUCGUCACGGUGACGCGGUGCCCGCGUCGUCACGGUGACGCGGUGCCCGCGUCGUCACGGUGCCCGCGUCGUCACGGUGCCCGCGUCGUCACGGUGCCCGCGUCGUCACGGUGCCCGCGUCGUCACGGUGACACGGUGCCCGCGUCGUCACGGUGACGCUGCUCUCGGAGACGCGCUCGCUGUACUGUAUAUACGCGUUACCCGGUGAACACGCGGUGGGGCCCGGAUGUUUGUACGGGGAAAGGUUCACUUGAUCGCACGCGAGACCGGGGCCACUCGGUGACACGUGGGGAGUGGAGGGUUUACGCUUGAGACUCGUGGGUGGUUUUGUUUUGGCAUUUUUUUUUUUUUAACGUGGGUUUGGGAUGCUGCCUUGGCGGAAUGGCCACGACAUCACGGUCCGGUUCCACCCCGGUCCACCCGGCGGUAGGGAUUGGGUCCGGCACGGUGAAGUCGUUGAGCAGGUUCACGCGUGGUGGGGUAAAUUGUGGGUACUGCCACCUCUUGUGUCUGUCCAGUGUGGAAGAGAAGACCAAGAGAUACCGUCUAGGAGGUGGAGGGGAGGGGGGGGUGUCAGCACCCUUCACUGGAGACCUGCAAUUGCGGCGCUGCGCUUUUUAUCUUUUUUUAAUUUGGGGCACGGUUUCACAUUCUCCACGUCGGCCUUGUCGCCAAUCGUCGUUCGGGGUCUCCGUCCACCGCUCUGCCCGGCACGCACAAAGGCGAGCGGUGGGUGACGCGAGCGGGACGGGUGACUGCUCCACAGCCGAGGUGCUUGCGAGUCGGCGCCGCUGCGUGGGCCUCCCCGCGCGAGCUUGCGGGUCGGCGCCGACGUCCGACGGUUCGCUCCCCGUGCCGCCGGGAGCUUCUUCAGGAACCGAGCACUGAACGGGAACUCAAUUCGGUCGCCGAAAGAGCUCCCGGCGGGCACACGGAACGAAACGGCGGACGCCGGCGCCUCGCAAAGACAACGACGACGCGUCGCGAGCGACACGACCCGCAAACACCCACGGGAAAGGCGGGGAGAGACUCGGAGGCAAUUCGCGAUUAUCCUGGGCAACGGGAGGCAGCGGUGGGCCCAAGUUAAAACAAAAACCCGGAUAAAUCCGGAAAUGCUCGUGUGGAUUCGGCUCCUCCUCGGCUCCAGCUGUCGUUCAGCCGCGUGGAGCGGGGGUGGCGACGUGGAACGCUCCGCGUGUCUCCGUUGUUCCUGAGAGUGAGUGGUUUCACCUGCCGACGAGUGAGGAGCAGCAGGCUCACGAGUAUAACAAAGUGCUCCACACCCCCCCCCCCCCCAUCCUCCUGGCAGACUUAACAGACUUAAUUCUCCUCGUGCCGCACAGCGACGGCUGCCGCUGGGGGUGCCCUUUAAAACUAUUGCGAGGCGCAAGCCGCUCAUGUCGCGCGCAGAGCGCUUCCGGAAAGACUUCCCGUCUUCCAACGGCGACGGCGCCGACGAGGAGGAGGAGGUGGUGGCGGGGGGGGGUGGCUCUCGCGAACCAAUUCACCCGGUGAGCGGCGUGCCAGAUGUUUGACUUUCCCUCCCCCUGCGAGCACGGUUAUUAGUCCUCCGCGCGGACGGUCUGCGCCGUGGGUAAUCGAACGGCAGAGGAGUGGUAGGAGAAAGCUCACGGUAUGUGGGUCGGCAAGCAGGACGCGGAGCUUCGUAUCGACGAAGCGAUAAAUGUUUGCAAGAGUCUUGUCUAUGCACGUCUGCCCUGGCGGGCAACAAUAUGGGCCACGCCAGCUCGGGCCGAUGUGGCGGCGCUGUACGCUGGAACCUCGCGGGUGCAGGACUGCCGCGGAGGUGUUAGCCCCUGUUGAACUGUGCCCCUCUCUCCUCGCUGUGGUUUCGGGUCGCGCCGAUCGCUACGCGUUGUUGUCCGACGGUUUGCUCCACGUGCCGAGAGUCUUCUUCAGGAGCCGAAGAAGCUCCCGGCGCAUGGUUCCGGACGUCCGUGCCGAACAGCAACAACAACAACACGUAGUGGUGGUGGUGGUGGUGGUGGUAGCGGCAACACAACACGAAACGUUUGUCGUUUUUAACUUUUCCGUAGGAGGCACGAACUCGGUUGUUAUUUAUUGGACGGACGUGAGCGGCGUGGUUACAACGAGGAGCAGGGGGGAGCUCAUGGAGACGUCCUGGGCCGGACUUCCUUCUGCUGCCACUCGGCCGUUCUGUUCUGUGGGCGAUCAGAACCGUUCCUGUUGUUGGGCCGCAAAGUAGCGCACAUGGGGGGGUCAGUACCUUUCUGCCAGCGAUUCACUUUGAACCUCGCGUGUCUCUCCAACAAGGGAUGCUGAGACUACAAACGAUGACGGGGAGGGAGGGGGGGGUGUUUCCUGGACAAUUUAAAAGACUCGAAAACCCACGACGUCUCAUUUUCGAGAAAGGAGCAGGCCUUCGCUGAGAGAAGGCCUUCGCUGAGAGCAGGCCUUCGCUGAGAGCAGGCGGGUCACGUGGAUGAACUCGCACAGCUAUUAAGCUUGUCACGUGGGCGCCCGUGGCGGAGAUGCGAUGGUAACUGCUGUCUGAAGGGGGUUCGGAAAUUGUCGCAACGAAGCGAGCACGUUUUGGCGUGCAUGUACGCGUGGAUUAAACGGGAGUUGUUUGCAAUGGUUCUGUUCAAAUGCCGGCCCGCCUCGCUCUGUGGGAGCUGGUUCUCAAACUCGAUUCUACGAAUGUCCCGGCUACAAAUGCCGCAAAGCACAGAUCACGCGUCAACGCGGCGUUCGGCAUCCACAUCAUGUUUCGUGUUGCAUCUUGGCGCUGCUGUUCCCUGCGGAUAUUCAACAUUUCUCCUGCACGCUCUCCACGCCGCAGCCUGCUCCACCCCCCCUCCCCCCAUGAAUUCUUCCCCUUUGCCACCCAGGUGGGGUUUGUCAUGCGGCCCAUUUUAUCUGCACGUUUCAGUUUGGUUUUUAACUUUGAUCAUAGCUACUGCUUUUAAAAGUAAUUUUAU